This is a messenger RNA of Aplysia californica (California sea hare), 1215 nucleotides long. Its product is annotated as adenosine receptor A3. The transcript has a single exon. Gene Ontology annotation, cellular component: membrane. The record is from RefSeq and is a predicted model, not a curated record. Lineage: Eukaryota; Metazoa; Mollusca; Gastropoda; Aplysiida; Aplysiidae. Gene Ontology annotation, molecular function: trace-amine receptor activity. Gene Ontology annotation, biological process: G protein-coupled receptor signaling pathway. The coding region runs from base 1 to 1200 and encodes 399 amino acids.
AUGGAGCUCCCGGCCACAUACGAACUCUCCACCUUCCCGCCCUUCGCACCACCCCUCCAGAUGUCCAACGCCCACAUCCACACAUCGUCAAUCCGAUGGGAGGUCGUGCAUGUCAUUUUCGUCUUCCUCGCCAUCCUCUUCUUCCCCUUCAUCGUCAUCUCCAACAUGUUCAUCGUGGCGACCACCCUCCUCAUCCCCACCCUCCACACGCCCGACAACUGCAUCAUCACCGCUUUGGCGCUGGUGGACUUCAUGGUGGGUGCCUGGAGCAUUCCGGUCUACGUCUUAUACGAGGUGCAGGAGACCAUGGUUUUCAUCCGAUCCAACAAAUGGACGUGCGUGAUCCGAUACGUGGCCGAGGAGUGGGAGUACUUUUCCCUACAAAUGCUGCUCUUACUCUGCGUCGAUCGGUUCGUCAGCGUGAACUGUCCCUUCUGGUACCAGAGAUACGUCACCACCCGGCGGGCCGUGGGGGCCAUUCUCGUGCUGUUUGCGGAAGGGGUCAUCGAGGCUGUCGUCGUUUACUCCAGACUCAUGGUGUUCGACCCCAACAAACUGCCCAUCGAUCAACGGUGCACCUACCACAUGAACUUCCCGUACGCCUACCGGCAGAUUUAUAUCGAGGUCAAACGCGGGCUGCAGCUGGGCAUAGCGCUGUGCUUGAGCGUCCAAGUGGCGGUCGUUUCGUUGAAACAGUCCCGGAAGUUGAAAAGAGGCCAUUUCUAUUUCACCUCCAAGCAGAGGUCAGAGUUCAAGCGCAAGAUGAUCAGCGUGAAGAUCACGAUGAUCCUCAUGUUUUUGUUCAUAAUUCUAUGGCUGCCCACCCUUCUGCUCGGUCCGUCUAAGAUCUUGUUCAACGGCAGAGAUGCUCAUACCUACAUGAUCCUCAUCCGACUCCCCGUUCUCGCCAACUCCUUCAUCAACGCUCUCGUCUACGCGCUGUCCCGCAAGACAUACCGACAGGCCUACUGGUUCCUGCUGACCACGCCCCCUUGCAAGUGGGCGGGGCUUCGCACGUCGCUCAGAGCCUUCAACAAUCACGGCUUGACCUCCACCAGCUUUUUUCAAAAGAGGACGUUCCAGGAGACUGUGGGCCGUAUCAGCCGGAAUCCUAGCCAGUGUGCUCAGUGGUCAGACGUAGACACGCGUGAAAAGGGACAGAAUGAGAACACUGACGAUGACUUCACUCCAGAAACAUAACAAGAAUUCCCUUCC